This is a messenger RNA of Parnassius mnemosyne (clouded apollo), 222 nucleotides long. The record is from the annotation of a GenBank genome assembly. NCBI's taxonomy places the organism in Eukaryota, Metazoa, Arthropoda, Insecta, Lepidoptera, Papilionidae.
AUGAUCGACAGAACAACAAAAUGGCCAGAAGCAAUACCUACCGAUGAUACUUCAGCUGAAUCCGUCGCGAAGAUAAUUUAUGAAAAUUGGAUUACUCGUUUCGGAUCACCUAAAACCAUCACAACGGAUCAAGGAAGAAACUUCGAAAGCAACCUAUUUCUCAAACUUCUUCAAACUAUGGGAAUACAGAAAACACGUACAACGGCAUACCACCCUCAAUGA